AUGUUGGAAGAUUGUGAAUGUGUCGAGUGCUGCAAUAAAAGUAUCGAUACUAAAAAAUUUUUUGAGACAAUUCAAAGAACAAAAAAGAACAAAUUUGAAAUUACAUUAAUUGAUAAACCAGAGAUGAGUCAAUCGGUCAGUCAAUUACAAUUCAUAUUAAGUCGAAAUGAAAUUGAAAAACAAAUGAUGAUAUUCUUGGACAUUUGUUAUGAAUGGUAUGAACCAUAUCUAGCCCGAAUUAAAAAAAUCAAUGAACAACAAAAUGAAUUAUUUGAAACUGGUUAUUCUUUGGAAUCAAAAAAAUUUGUCAAAAGCGCUCUAGUAAAGUUAACGCUUGGAUCGGAUUUUGGUGUUUUUGCUAUAAUAGUUGGAAAGGGAAAAUUUUCGGUUGCAGUUGUUGGAGCAGAAUUAAUUUACGAUUCAAAUGGUUAUUCAAUUCAUUUUGUUGAUGAAGAUGAUGAAAAUAUUGCAAGUUGUGUUGAUGAUCUUUAUUACAAAGAUAUUGUAAAACAAG
Molecule: messenger RNA, 514 nt
Organism: Entrophospora sp. SA101
Lineage: Eukaryota; Fungi; Glomeromycota; Glomeromycetes; Entrophosporales; Entrophosporaceae
Source: the annotation of a GenBank genome assembly